AUGAAACUCAUCUGGUCUCUCCUCCUCCUCGCGUCCUCCUCCCUCCAAACCUCAUCCCACAAUGGCCCUUCUGACAACCCCACCUUCAAAAAGGGUCAGUAUACAAUCCGUCCCCAAAACAAAACAACCUGCCACACGUACAACGAGAAGCAAUGGACCGGAACAGUCGACAUCUCAGACAAGAGACGCCUCUUCUACUGGUUCUUCGAUAGCCGUAGCAACCCCGAGACAGAUCCCAUCUUGAUAUUCCUAAGCGGCGGCCCCGGAGCAUCCUCCAUGAAUGCCCUCUUCCAAGAACUAGGACCCUGCCUCGUCUCCCCGUCCAACACGUCCACCCCCCGACCUACAUCCUUCAACAACGCCGCCUCCGUGCUCUUCAUCGACCAACCCGCCGGCGUGGGCUUCUCCCAAAUCCACCCAUCAAGCCCGUACGUCCAAACCGACCAAGAGGCCGCGGCCGACCUAGCCACUUUCUUAACGCUGUUCUUCAAAAACGUGUUUCCGGGACGUGCCCAUCUCCCUAUUCACUUUGCGGGAGAGUCCUACGCGGGGCACUAUGUCCCUUCUACGGUGAAGCACAUCCUCGAUGAGAGGAGUGUGAAUGCCAGGGACGCGUUCUGGGGGAACAUUACGAGCGUGGUGCUUGUUAGUCCUGUGCUGGUGGAUUAUCAGAUCUACUACGGGUUGUAUCAGCUCAUGUGUACGACGUACAGGGGCCAUUCUGUGCGCUGGAACGAGAGUACGUGUUCGUUGGUUGAGCGGAAGACGCCGGCCUUUGAUGUCAUGCAGGUGCAGUGCGAUGCUGGGAAUAUUAGUACAUGUAGGGAUUUGGGGGACAAGUAUCUCGAUGUGUGGGGAAUAUUGGCGGAUGAAGAAGACGCGGGGAUACGGGACACGCAUAAUGUCGAUCGAGGCUGUAAGGAUCCUCCGUUGUGUACACCACCCACACAAGGCUCAUAUAACGACUACCUCAACAAGCCGGCUAUUCUAUCCUCGCUCGGAUUCUCCAAAGAUUUCGAAUUCUCAUUCGCCAACGGGAAAGCAAGUUCUGCGUUCCGCACAUCAGGAAGCGCCUAUACGCCCAUGACGGAUGUACUUACGUCUGUGCUCGACGCACACGUCUUGUAUGAGCACCAGAAGAGUCCGAUUCGGGUACUGGUUCUGAAUGGGAAUCUGGACGGGACGUGUUCUACACCAGGGCAGAAAUGGGCGUGGGAGCGAAUUCCCUGGACGGGGGCUUCGUGGUAUAGGAGUCAGGCGUGGAGGGAGUUGAAGGAGUUGGGUGUUGGGAUGGGACAGGAUGGCAAGGGGGGAGAGUGGAAGGUGAGUAAGGGGGGUGAGUUGUUGUUUAUUGGGUUGGAUGGCGCGGGACAUAUGGUUCCUAUGGAUGAGGGAGGCUUGACGGAUAGGAUUGUGAGGAGGUGGAUUGGCGGGUGGUCUUGA
Pochonia chlamydosporia 170 is the source of this 1443-nucleotide messenger RNA. RefSeq names its product carboxypeptidase Y. NCBI's taxonomy places the organism in Eukaryota, Fungi, Ascomycota, Sordariomycetes, Hypocreales, Clavicipitaceae. Gene Ontology annotation, molecular function: serine-type carboxypeptidase activity. Gene Ontology annotation, biological process: proteolysis. The record is from RefSeq and is a predicted model, not a curated record. Bases 1 to 1443 code for a protein of 480 amino acids. The transcript has 3 exons.